Messenger RNA from Dentiscutata erythropus, 514 nucleotides. NCBI's taxonomy places the organism in Eukaryota, Fungi, Glomeromycota, Glomeromycetes, Diversisporales, Gigasporaceae. The record is from the annotation of a GenBank genome assembly.
AUGUCUUUCUCAUCUUUUUCAACCACUUCUCAGAUUUACGUUAAUUUUGUUACAUAUGAUUUUAAUCGUCAAGAUUUUGAUCAAUUAAUUCAAACGUAUUUUGAAGAUGAGACAACUUGUCCUUUUACACAUAUUGUUUAUCAAUAUGAACGAAAUUAUAAUGCUUCUCAAGAGCGAGAUUGUCAUAUACAAGGAUUUUUACGUUUGAAGAAAAAAACUAAAUUUGGUCAUUAUAAACCGUCAAUUGAAGAAAAAAAGAAUAAAAUAAAUGGUAUAAAGGGGGUUUUAAAGAUUGAUAAAGUACAUUUUGAACCUGUUGGAAGUGAGCCAGACUCUAUACUCUAUUGUAAAAAAACAUAUAAUAAAUGUUCAAUUCAUAAUCGAAAAGAAGUUGAACAUGAUGUAGAACGGUUUUCUAAAUAUGAAUUUAUUAGAAAUACAAUCUCAACUUCUAAUAAAAAACGAUUAACAAAUUGUCGAUGUGGUUAUGAAGAUUUGAAUGAUUUUUCAGAGU